CCGGCACGACCAACUUCCAAGACGCCCUCACUUCUUCACCUCCAGGUUGUGUUCAACGAGCUUCCUGCAACUCCCACGAACCUGCCCCUCUCCGCCAUCCGCUCCCACCACGACAGCCUCGCUCCUCCUCCGCGCGGCCCCCUUGCCCGCCCUCCCUCCUCCGCGUCGCCCUCUCGCCAUGCGCUUGGCGCUACUACGCUGCUAGUUGGACAACCUCCUGAACUGGUCGAAUCAUGGGUCCCAAAGCUGCGCAGUACAUCAGCCAGCUCGACCAUGCCCGCUGCGACGGGAACUGGGAUGCCGUCCCGGAGCUGGUCCGCAAAGUCCGCAAGCAUGCUCCAGAGAGGUCUUGCCUUGCCUUGACGGCCGAGACCGAAUGCGCCAUUACAAAGACGACGAAUGCUGCCUCUGCUGGCUCCGACGGUCGACCCCAAACCGCCAUCAUCACCCCUGACGUCGACGUUGCCAGCCAGCUCCCUAAGCUUCUCCAGGCCAUUGACGACGAAAUAUCUCACCCAGACGACAGAUUCCAGGCCCAGGUGUGCGUCGGCUGGCUGCAUUGGGUCUUGGGAGAAUACGAUCUUUGCGCUGCCCACCUGCCAGACAUCCCCCAGGUGGAAGAUGGCCAAAUCAACCCCGCUGACAAGAGCGCAGAAUGGUCCUCCGUCUGCGCCCUCAAAGCAGCUUACCUCAAGGCUAACUGCCUUGCGCGCGGCAGUGAGUUGAAGCAGGCCCUCGCCGCCUUCCGUUCCGGUCUGCCAUCCCUCGGACGUAUCUGGGCAGACCAGGGCAUUGGCAGGCAGCUGCGGUAUUGGGCGGAGCUAUUCUUGACCGAGUUUUGCAUGCUUUCAAGCCAAGCGCUCCAGGAGAAUGAGACCUCCCUGGCCGAAUCCGAAUCGCUCGCCUGUUACCGCUCCUGGGCCAAAUUCUGGGAUGUCAUUGGGGCACCCGUCACCGGUGGUUUUGGAUUCAAGGGCUCUGUCCCAAGGCGGAGGAUAUGGAACGAGUACUACCUAGCCCUCUCGCAAGUCCUCGAGUUCGACCUGUCGUUCCCUACCGGGUUUGUGAGCAACCCUGGCGGGGAGCUGUCCACACGCGGCCAGUUGAGGGUGGAGCUCAAGCAUGUCGAGACAGCCUACCAAGCUCUCCUCCUCAGCGAGACCAGCUUUCCCAGAGCCGAGGAUGAGCGCCAAGAGGUCGAGGAGUUCGUCCACCAGGUGGUCAAGAACUGGUCCAUUCUUUGCGGACGAGGUUGGAAGGAGCAGGAUAUCGGCCAGGGGGGACGAAAUAACAUGAGCCGUGCCGUCCUUGACACCCUCUACAGCGCGGCGACUAAGACGUACCACUCCACUGCAAUCCUCCGAAAUCUCUUCAUUGUUCACCUCUCAGUGGCCGAAUUUGAUCUUGCUUUCAAAUCAUUCGAUUCCUACCUCGAAAUUGUCAAGAAGGGCAAGGCACGUGUUGACAAGACCGGCCACCUGGAGCCGAGCCUCGAUGACGACGCUACUGUCCUUGAGACGAUUUCGCAAUGCAUCAUUGCCCUUUGCCGAUACGGACAGAGAUCUGCCGCAGAGAAGGCACGUCAACUCGGCGCGGAGCUGGAAGACUGGCUGGCCAAGCUGCCACCAUCCAACUCCCAGGAUACACCGAUGAUAGUGGAAGGAUCAAGCGUGAUACACCCACCGGUGCCUCCUCAUAUCGUUUCCCAGGCCUGGCAGGCCAUUGGAUUGUCACAUGCCCAUUGGUCAAGGGUGACAUACGAAGCUGCCUCACGAACCGAGAUCCAAACCAAGGCCAUCCGGUGUCUCCGCAGGUCUCUGGCGCCGGAGUUUGGUCGCUCGAAAGAUACCCGGAGUUUCUUUGCACUCGGCUUGUUGUUGGCCGAGCGAAGAGAGCUGACUGCUGCAAUCGAAGUGGUGAAAUCGGCCUUGACCGUAGCUAAAGACCAAGGUGAGCAUUAUGACUUGCUCCACGGUCCCUAUUGGCAAGAGCGCUCCCUUAUCCCUGUGUGGCAUCUUCUUGCACUCCUUUUGAGUGCGAGACAGGACUAUGCCAUGGCGGCGAGGGCCUGUGAAGGCGCACUGGAGCAGUUUAAGAGCCCCUCUGUUCUGUUUGGAAAGACAGACCAGUCCUUCAGGAGCGAGCAUCUGAAGGAGGCCGAAGCCAACACCACGGCACCGGAGACCCGAGGUUUGGUGGAUGAUAUGGAUGACGCAGAGAAGGAGAGCAUCCUUGAGGUCAAGAUGACGCAGCUUGCCUUGGUUGAGCUGCUUGAAGGCCCCGACGUUGCAGUCAACGCUAGUUUUGAGCUGCUAACUCUAUUUUCGAGGCUGUUCGGCAACGUUACAGCGCAGCCGUCGUUGCACCCGCCAAAGGCAUUGGAGCCUCCUAAGACGUCUGGCACCCUCAGAAGUAUCAAGGGGAGCAUCUUUGGACACAACGACAGAUCGAGACCGCCGACGAGACAGGUCUACACCUCCAUGUCGAAUGAUAGGUCAACGAUCAUGCCGUCCCGACCAGCAACUGCAACCACGGUCAGGAGCUCUGCGCCAACGAUUCAGGUCACUGGAGAGAACGGAUCCACGGCUGAGAUUUCGCGACCGAGGACGUCGGCUUCGUCUAUCCACCGAACCAGGCCAGGGCGAAGCAACAGCCUCAAGAAGCGAGAUAGAAGCAAAAGCCGGACGAGGGCAACUAGCAUUGGAUCUGUCUCGAACAACCCCACGGUUCUCGACGGAGAAGUCUUCUUCCCUGUGGGCGGCGAUGAGCCCGAACAGACAGAUUUCUUCACCUUUUCGAGUAAACGACAGUCAUCGUCAAGAGCCUCCUCUUUCUCCCGAUCUCGACCGGUGUCGCACCUCUCUCAUCUCUUCAACCAUUCCAAGUCAACAGGCAUCUCCGAGAUGUCUGCGAGUGAUGGCUUGAACGCCUCCACCAACCUACUACCCCUAAUCCAAUUCCCCAAGGAUAAGGAGAGGGCCCAGAGAAUGGCCAAUCUCGUCAGAGUCUGGUUGAUGAUCGCCGGCUUCUAUCGCCGGGCUGGCAUGAACGAGGACUGCAAGGGGGCCAUUACCGAGGCGCAGCGACUAGUUCAGAGCCUCGAGUCUGACUCGGCUAGAGACCCGUCCGGUUCCGGAAGCCUGAAGGCUCUGGGCUGGGCUGAGCGGAAGAGCGUGGAGGACCUGUGGAGUGACCUGUGGUCCGAGCUAGGAGAGUUGGCUCUCGCCAAAGAGGCACCGUACGCGGCCCGUUCAGACUUCGAGACAGCCCUGACGCAUGCUCCUAACCAUCCCUCUGCCAUUAUCGGCCUCUCAAAUAUCCUGCUGGACGUCUACAGCGAGAAGAUGCUGCCACCGCCCGCAAUUCCGCCCCUAGAGGAAAUCAUCCCCCUGUCGACGGCGAACAACCGAGGGUCCAGCCCCCACGGCGUCUCGGCCCUCCCCUCCACCCCUCUGGGUCUCGGCUCAUCAACCCCUGAGCCCGCCGCCUCCAUCAACAACCGCACCACCUCGGCGCUGCAGGACGACGGACUCCCUGACGCCUACAAGGCCACCCGCCUGCCGCUCGUCGACCGCCUCGCCGCCCGCGACCGCGCCUACGCCCUCCUCUCCACCCUCACCAAGCUCGGCUCCAGCUGGAACAACUCCGAGGCCUGGUUCGCCCUCGCCCGCGCCCACGAGGAGAGCGGCCAGCCGGACAAGGCCAAGGAGGUGCUGUGGUGGUGCGUCGAGCUCGAAGAAGGCACUGGCGUACGCGACUGGCGCUGCCUGAGCGGUGGCGGCUACAUCAUCUAGGCGAAGCAAGCGAUGUUUAUUGUGUGAGUUUGUCGUACUCUGCUUGGUUAGUAGCGAUGGGGGGAGAAAUAGAAGAAUAGGUAAUUCUCGGCGGUGGGACAUUUGACAUGUUGUAAUAAACUCUCCCUUGGCUUUUUUUAUUCUUCUUUUUCCGUCGAUGACAUAGUUGUGGUGUUGUGCUGGAGAUGUUUCGAUACCUUGAUUGAGCCGACACGCGUGGUUAAAAUGUGGCUUGCAAGAAUAUUAUACCGCCGAGUAAUUCGACAUGUGUUGUGUUAAGACAGCGUGUUCCUGGUGUUUCGGCGGGUUCUUAUAUAUACUUACUAACUCCAAUAAUUUAACAUAAUACCG
Molecule: messenger RNA, 4145 nt
Organism: Ilyonectria robusta
Lineage: Eukaryota; Fungi; Ascomycota; Sordariomycetes; Hypocreales; Nectriaceae
Exons: 4
Coding region: 234-3794 (1186 amino acids)
Molecular function (GO): protein binding
Source: RefSeq, a predicted model, not a curated record